Molecule: messenger RNA, 513 nt
Organism: Mucor velutinosus
Lineage: Eukaryota; Fungi; Mucoromycota; Mucoromycetes; Mucorales; Mucoraceae
Exons: 2
Coding region: 1-513 (170 amino acids)
Molecular function (GO): nucleic acid binding
Source: RefSeq, a predicted model, not a curated record
AUGAAGCGAUCUGCUGCUUGGUCAAAGGUGGGAACUCGCGCCGUUGUCAAAGUGCCAAAUACUAGGGCAAAAACAACAACAAUCUUGGGUGCUAUUUCUGCUUUUGGUGUUGUCAAUAUUAAAAGUAAAGGCACUGUUACAGGCCAUUACUUUAACUUUUUGAGCGACACCAUGGACGAAAUGGACAAGCAUCCUGAUAUUUUUAAGGACAACUACUUGAUCAUCAUGGACAAUGCUCCAAUCCACAUGAAUGACGACAUUAAGCUUUUCAUAGAAAGUCGUGGUUAUAGGUGCGUCUACCUUCCUCCAUACUCUCCAGAGCUCAACCCCAUUGAGCAAUUCUGGUCUGUUUGUAAGAGCAAGCUUAAAAGAGAGAAGUUGUUGAAGGAAGAGACACUUACAUCUAGAAUCGGAGAUGCAUGCAAUCAAGUGCUUAUUAGCGAUCGUAAAGGAUUCUGUAAAUACUCUUGUGAUAGAUUUGAUGAUGAUUGCUUGCAAGAGAAGCCUAUUUAG